Molecule: messenger RNA, 2828 nt
Organism: Patella vulgata (common limpet)
Lineage: Eukaryota; Metazoa; Mollusca; Gastropoda; Patellidae
Product: nuclear receptor subfamily 0 group B member 1
Exons: 3
Coding region: 308-1465 (385 amino acids)
Biological process (GO): negative regulation of transcription by RNA polymerase II
Cellular component (GO): cytoplasm; nucleus
Molecular function (GO): transcription corepressor activity; transcription factor binding
Source: RefSeq, a predicted model, not a curated record
CUGGAUUUCUCCCUAAAUAGGACGAAAGCGAAAGGCGCAUAGUUGGUUGACCUCGUUCAAGGAAGUUAUACGCUUACUCCAAGGUCAUUUCUAAGUGCGUUACAGACGUAUGUACUCUGAGUUCACAUUGCUUCGCAUCUAAAGCCGGAGACCAGUACACUUCACUCAACUCAGUCAGUUUGGCUUUGUUCACUGACAAGUCAACAUCGUCUGCGUUAAAGGAUAUAAAACAAGAAGUGUUAUAUAAUAAUUUCAUACAUCAAGUUAAUAUUAUUGAUUUGUUCAUACUUUAAACAAAUUGCAUAAGAUGGAGGUGAUGUAUCAACCAGAACCUAUAUACGGAUACCAACACGGAGGACUUCAUCCUGCAGCCUUCCCCAGAAUGUUCACAACACCAAGAGAUACAUACAGCUGUUAUUCAUUCAAUCCAGUCCGAAGAUCUACUCACCCAGCAGAGAAACGGGGUGCCUUCAGUCCUGUUCCCCAGGGAAAGACACUUCAUUCUGUUUUAAUGGGGGAAGUACCAGCUGCGUAUACUCAUUUAUCUUCACAAAGAUGUUCCAAUCAGGAUAUGAACGCUAAUUCACAUGUUCAAAAUCAUCAGAGUGUUCAUCCAGUUGCUCAACAAACUGUUCAGACCGAACCCAUGGACCUAUCAUGCAAAAAAUCUCCUAGUAGUGUUCUCUCAAGUUAUGAGCAACACCAAAGACUUUCUUCUCCGGCACUCUCAGACCACCAAGGUGAAUUCUCCAUGUUAAGAAAUUUAUUGAGUGUUGGCAAAUCCAGUCAUGAAUUGUUGGACUCUCGGUGUGACACUCCCGAGGAGGAUAGUUUCCACAAACAAUACAGUGGAAGUAGCCGAGUCACCCUAGCUAAGAAGAACAUGUUACCUGUAAGUGCUAGAGUAUCGGACUGGUUAGUUAAGGUCAUUCAGUUUGCUAAAUCUGUUCCCGAAUUUUGUAAUCUCUCGCAUAACGACAAAAUCACUCUCGUGCUGAAUUCUUGGAGUAGGUUGUUGCUUUUAUUUAUGGCUGAACAUAAUUUUCAAUUUGCCGUAACACCACUACCGUCCUCACCAGUCCAGUCAGUAGAGCCAGCAUCCCCUGAUGAACCAAGCAUGAAAAGUGUUGAGUCUAUCCAAACCUUCAUCAGAAAAUGUCAACAUUUGAAUAUAGACAGUGAAGAAUAUGGUUUCUUAAGAUUAUUAGUACUGUUUAAUUCAGGUUAUAUUGGUCUUGAUAGAGCUGAUAUUGUCGAUCAUCUGAACUCUACGGUUCAACAGCUUCUGCAAGAGCAUGUCAGAGUAACCCGACCUUCGGACGUCAUGCACUACUCCCAUCUGCUGCUCUGUCUGCCAUCUUUGUACGGUACAAACAGUAAAAUGCUGGAAACACUGUUUUGUCAACACAUUACACGAAAUACGGACAUGGAAGUUCUUCUCAAAGAAAUGUUACAGAACAUUUGAACACGAAAUCUUUUGUUAGGUUUGGUAUGCUGCUACUAAGAUAGUAUUAACAGCUUUAGGCUCUCUGUGGGAAUUCAACCGUGGAGGGCGAAGGUGUUGGAAGGUCUUUAAGGUUAUAGAAGCUUCCAGGUGGUGUUAACUGGCUGAAAUCGACAUAAUUCGAUUUAUCUGAAACGAAAGACAAACAAUAUAUGGAACUGAGUGUAGUAUUUUUAAGUUUCUAUACUUGAAAUUAAAUUUUGAAAAAGAGAGAAACCGAAAAGAAACAUAAUAAUGAACAUUCCCGAUUAUUAAAGAGAUUGUGUUCGUUUUAUAUUUAUUUGCAAACUAUUUUUCCAUCCAUCAAAUUUCACUCAUAAUAUUAAUUCUGUAUGAUAUUGUAAUCAAAUGACAAUACAGCAUUUUAGGACCAUGUGCAAUUUGGGGUUAUUUAUUUGUAAACCAUGGUUUCCAUGACCAUGUUAUUUAUUUUGUAAUAUUGUUAAAUCAGAACUUAGUUUUGUUGUAGUUUAGUUAUACUUACCAUAAUAUAUACGUGUAAUAAUAUUUAUGAUAAGUUAGUGAAGUCAGUGACUACUGAUCAUAAGAGACUAUAUGUACAUAUAAAUCAAUACAAAUGCCAUAGGCCUGCCGAUAUGUGUGAUAUCAUUUUUAAAACUUAAGCCUAUUACUAAUCAUUGAUUACUCAUAUCCGUGUUAAAAAAGCUCUUUUUUUAAAAAAAAAAUAAUCAAUUGAAUAUCCUCCUUGAGAUAAUUUUACGCCAUUUCUUUUUAAAAUACAAAACUAUUUUAAUCAAAAAGGCUUCUGAUAUAUUAUGUGUAUCAUAUCCUGACAAUAUCAUUUAUUUGGAAAACAAAAAGAAAUAAAGCGAAAAAGACAGGUAUAAAUAUAGUUUUGGUGGGGUUUUUUAAAAAAAAAAUAAAUAAAAAGUAAAAAAUAAACUAAAAUUAUUCGGAUCUAAGACCAAAUUCCUGGUGAGUUCUUCAAUCAGAAGUAGGAAGUAAAUGUUUUUUUUGUAAUAAGAAUUAAAUUUAUAUAGAUGUACAUGUUUAAAUAAAUAAGCGCACACGGAACCAUAAUAUUUAUGCACAGUACAAUUGAUAUCAUUUCUCAUGUUAUGAAUUUGUGUGCGAUAAAGAGAUCAUAAUGAAACGGAAAUGUUUAUGUCUUGUCAUGGUGUAUAUGCUACAUCAUUCAUCCCCUAUUCAAUUUUCAAAAAGUGCGAGUGCUAAUUUGUUUGCCUAAUUCUGUCCAUACUUUGUCUGUCGUUGUAGAAAAUGAAUGUAUUUAUAUUUAUUAGAUUCUUGAUGGGUGUAGUUCAUUAUUUAUUGAAAAUAAAUUAUUUUUUAAGGUAUGAAACAA